AUGAAUGAAUCAGGCAGCACAGCCAUGGCAGGGGUGGACAUCAGCAGUAACACAGGUAAGAGUCACAUGGAUUGGGAUUUAAAUAUAUUGUAUAUGAUUCUGGCAUUUAUUAACAUCAUAAAGCCAAUACUCUAAUUUUACUAAAGUAUUACAUCUAUCUAUUUUUUAUAACAUAUUUGUAUGUAUAAAUAUAUAUAUAUAUAUAUAUAUAUAUGUAUAUAUAUAGUCAUAUAUUUUAUUUAAGAAUAUAAUUUCAUUUAGUUUUGAUACAUUUUGUUCUGGAAAGCAUACUGUAAUUUGUGAUGUGAUACAAGUCUAUGUGCAUAUGAUCUUGAAAUGGAUUUUUGCAAGGCAAGUGUGUACUUGUAAAAGAUUCAGUUUUUGGUCACAUGUAUUAUUAAAAAUGUAUUUUUAAUUUUUAUUUUAUUCUGUUUUAUAUUUUAAAUGGCUUGUAAUUGGAAUCCUGGUGACAGGUAGGGCAAUAAAAAUAGUUUAAUUCCAAAGCUCAGCAGAAGUCUGCAAAUUUUCAUGGGUACAGAUUGAUUUUAUAGGGUGCAGAUUGAAUUUAAUAGGGUGCAGAUUGACUUUCAUGGGUGUAGAUUUCACCUGCUCUAAUGUUUCGAGUGUGCGAGUCCAGAUUCUUGGUAUAGAGCCUGUUUAGGGUUUUAUGAUCUGUGAUAUGGCAAACAUAACAUGAUCAUUUCGUAAACACUUCUUAGAAAGUGACACUCUUGGAAGUAGUUAAUCAGAUGGUCAAUGACCCCAGGGCCAAAUACUGCUGUCACCACAUACACUACAGUCAGCUAAGUUUGUCUGUGUCCAUACAUGGGUCAUAGGGAGGCAUUCGUCACUUCUUCAGCAAGUGUAAAAUCUGUAGACCCUCAUGUUCAGGUCUAUUAAAUGUAUUUAUACAUUUGUGAUUUUUAGGCGUAUUUGUAAAUUGGACUUAGUGCUUUUUAUCUAUAUGCAGGGUCAGUGACCUGUAUAGUGCUGUGCAUUGGAGCUUACAAUCUAAUCAAGAUAUUUAAAAGUUUUAUAAUAAAUGUCUCUAUGUAUACAUUUAGGGAUGUGUAUAAUAUAUACACACAGAUAUUUUGUUAUUCUGCUGAAGAGAGUGUCAAUCAGCUGUUAGUGGGAGGGAAUCCUGGCCUGCAGAGCUUGCAGUCACAUGGAAUGAGUAAAGUAGGUCACCAAGGCUGUGUGUGAGCUGUAUGUAUCCUCCCUCCUCACGUGUUGUCCCUUCCUAGCCAUGUGCCUGGUGUUUUCAUUCCUGCUAUUUCUACCCACGCUGCCAUUGGGCAGUUCCAAUUUGGUCUCUUCCCUCUAUUGAUGUCAUUGCUAUUCAGAACACUCCCACUGCCCGCUGGUGUCAACCCAAUGUCCCUUUUAACCUCUUUCGUGCUGAAAGCACUUGCAAUGUACGCCAAGUCCUGUUACCUAUGAAGAAUUAUGUUGAAUAAUUGAAGGGAAUUAGGCCAGGGUGCCAUGGAAAGGAUGUCAGAUAUUGUAAGCGGGUACAUUUUACUGAAAUUCAGCAAUCCUGAGAGAUGGGGAAAGAAGAUACCCCAAUAAGAUAUUGCUUCGCCUGUGCGAUUUGAAAUUUAUUAUUUAAAGGGCAUAUUUCUUAAUAACUUAUUAUAAGCGUGUCAUCUAGGGCUUAAAGUUUGUGUGAGCGGAGCAGCGUAACUCCCUAUAAAGUGAGUAAUUCAAGCCACCGUGGUCGUGAAAUGGUUAAAGGGCAUGUUGGCACAACUUUUAAAGGGAGGCGGGCGAGACACUUGAAGGGGGCAUGGCUGAUAGGCCACAGGCAAGGCUCGGGGCGUGUCCCACCAGUCCUCGUGCAUUGGGAACACGUGGAGUGUGAGCGUGGAGUGUGUGCGUGAGGCUAGUGUAACCUGAGGUCAAAUAGCUCUCAGUACAUAUGGUAGCUCCAGAGAACAGGUUUAUAUAAAGACUUUAGUAAGACAAGAUAGGGUGACUGGCAAAACCUAGGAUGCGGACGAAAGAUCGAAGGACAGGUGACGUUAGCGAAAAUAGUAGCCAGAGGAUUAGGAGCUGGGGGAUAGCGAAAGAUUAGAUAAGAGAAGUGGGUUGAGAAGAACACGUAUUAGGAGAGAAAAUGAAAGCGAUAAGGGCAGCUGUAAUGACUUUUCAUACCUAAGAGGAUCAAGAUUAUAUAUAAUUUAAAGCGUUAGAGAUCGGAGAAAAAGCUAUUGGUAACUGAUAUUUAAAGUCCUAGAAGAGGCUCGGAAGUGGACAUGAGCGGGGCAUGGAGACAAGUGUAUAAAGCAGGGAUCCCCAAAAGGUAGAUCUCCAGAUGUAUUAAAACUACAAUUCCCAUGAUGCUUUGUCAUUCCAAAGGCAUGCAAAUCAUCAUGAGAGUUGUAGUUCUACAACAUUGGGGGAUCUCCCUUUUGGGCACCCCAUGUUCUAUAAAGGAACAUCAAAAAUAUAAUUGGAAAGAAGGGCUGCAUUAAUCAAAUUGGUUAUGACCAGGUUAACAAAAUACUAGAAAUCUGACUGUUGCAGAACUCCCAACUCCAAUGAUGCUUGCAAGCUUUGAUGCUAGCAAGGCAUAAUGGGAGUUGGAGUUCUACAGCUGGAGUGACACCUUUUUUUUUUUGGUCAUCUUUGGCCUACAGUCUAGAAUCCGUAAAUCUGUUGGGAUUAUGUGUGCUGACAUUAUCUUUAAUGACAGCAGGGUAAAUAACUGUAUCAUAUAACAGUCCCAUUGCAUGGUUGAACUGUGGAUUAUUUUUUUUGCACAUUUUGAACUGUGCUGGAUAAAAUAUGACCGUUCAGUUCGGUGCUUUUUUUGAAGGGAAGAAUAGGAAACAUCCCUUUCAGUGCCUCAAAGGGCUGAGCAAUGUGAGAAUGUGAAAGCCUCCCUAAAAAUAUCAAUUCUUCUCUCCUUCUAUUUCUGGCUUAAAAUAGUUUCUAUAGACGUGACAGGCGGGGUGGGGUGGAGGGGGGGCCAGACUGCGGCAGAGCAGGAGGGAGGAUUCAGCUAGUGAGAUCACUUAUUGAAUUGGGAAUCUGCACCAGAUCUGCUGCCUUUACUUUAUUAUUAUUAUUCUCAUUUAUAUCGCUCCAACAUACCAACAUAUUCCGGAGAGCUUUACAAUAAUGCAUUGGGGAUAAAUAAAACAAGGGUUGACAUUCAAAGCAAUGUUGCCAGAGACAAGAUUUGAAGAGUGUCCUGCUCUUAUGAGCUCACAAUCUAAGGAUCUAUUUAUGGGAAUAAAAUCAUGCUUAAUUCUUCUCACAUAGACUACGCAUGAAAAUUGAUUGCAUGUCAUGUAUGUUCUAAAUCUAUGCUACGUCCAUAUGCCUGUCCAUCUAUACCCAUAUACAACGUUGCAUUUAAUAUUACAUUUUGCUGGGCAUUUGGAGAGUUAAUAAUUCACCCGAUGGCCCUGAUCACCGUGUGGCAAGCGGGAGGGGGGUAGCGGGGGUUCCCUUGCUGUCUUGUGCGUUUUACAUUUCCCAGAAUGCUGUGCAGCUGUGUCUGCAGUGCAGAGUCCCAGACAGGCCCUGCCCCUUGUCAGACAUUAACUGCUUAUUUACCUCCUUACCAAGAAGCUUACUUCUUAGCGUGACUGUUUCCAUUUUAUGCUAAAUUAAUUAGCAUUUUGUUACAGAUAUUUUCCCUAGAGGACAUCGCUUUUCACUAUAUGCCCAGCGUUCACUGUCAUUGAUAUUCACUAUCACGUAUGCUUUUUAUAAAGGCAUACUGCAGUAUGAAAACGCUAAUACAGACUCAGACCAUAAUAGUGAGACUCUAUAUGAACAAUCAGGAUAAUAUAAGAAGUAUAGUUGUUGCAGAUGUUGAUUUAGUAUUUAAUAUGCACUACUGAUCAGUAAAGUAAAUUUCUAAUGUUGUUGUUGUUUUUUUUUUUUUUUUCUUCUCUCUCCCUCCAGGGGGCGUCAUAAGUUAUGUGGGCUCCAGUGGUUCCUCUCCCAGUCGGACCAGUCCAGUAUCUCUGUACAGCGAUUGUUCCAAUGGCAGCCCUCAAAGUGGUGCCUCUCACUACCCCUCUUACCUGCCGCCCUCACCCUCGCAUUCCUACAGUGCCAGCUCCUCUGGGUCAGGUGGAGAGACCUCUCCUCGUCCAUCCUACGGUCUGGCCGCUUCACCGGGUGGGCUUCAUGUUGCAUUGGAUGAUGGCAGCAGAGUGUCCCCAAGUAAAACCUCAAGCAGCAUUACCAGUAAGUGUUUAAAGGUUUACGGCCAUUUUGUUAUUGUAAGAAUAACUGUAAUAAUUGUAUUGAUAUUGUAGGUAUUAUAAUAAUGUUUAUACAUUUUAUCUCUCUCUCUCAGAGCUAAAUGGCAUGGUUUUACUAUGUAAAGUCUGUGGCGAUGUAGCCUCUGGUUUCCACUACGGUGUACAUGCCUGUGAGGGCUGCAAGGUGAGUUCCUUAUUAAGUCGCGGUGAGAAGUUUGGUCAUAUAAUGACAGUUGUCUAGUUCAGUAAUGAGCCUCUGUGAGUGGUUGUUUGAGCGAUGAUAGUCAGCAACUAGCUCAGUCCAGUGACCGUUCGCUAGUGGUUAGGUGAAACGCCAUUGUAUUCAAAUGCAAGGGCAGCAUCUAUGCUCCAAAAUAACUUCAUCAAGAUGAAGUUUAUUUUGGUGUUUAGACUGUCUCUUUAACUCAUGAUAGUCAGGCCCAAUUAUGAUAUUCUGUGAGUGGUUAGGUUAAUUGCUGUUAGUCUUUGAAUAGUUUGAUCCAGUGACGAUAUAUUCUGUCUGUGGUUAGAUUCAGUGAUGGUGGUCUGUGAGUGAUUAGGUAAAGUGGUGAUGGUGUGUGUAAGUGAUUAGGUAAAGUGGUGAUGGUGUGUGUGAGUGAUUAGGUAAAGUGGUGAUGGUCUGAGAGUGAUUAGGUAAAGUGGUGAUGGUGUGUGAGUGAUUAGGUAAAGUGAUGGUAAUUGAGGAGUAGAGAUUUCAUUCUGUUUGUUGUUAGGUGUCCUUUGUCUAAGAAGUAAAUACUUAUGACUGUUGUCCCAUUAUUUCCAGGGUUUUUUCCGUCGCAGUAUCCAGCAGAACAUCCAGUACAAGAAAUGCCUGAAAAAUGAGACUUGCUCUAUUGUACGAAUAAACAGGAAUCGCUGUCAGCAGUGCCGUUUCCGGAAGUGUCUGUCUGUAGGCAUGUCUCGAGAUGGUGAGUGUCCUAUUUACAUAACUACAUUAGCCAACCUGUUAUUUUUUCGUGGUAUUUGAUUAUUAACAUAAACCAUGUCUUCUUCCAGCUGUGCGGUUUGGUCGCAUCCCAAAGAGGGAAAAGCAAAGAAUGCUAGCAGAAAUGCACAGCGCAAUGAGCCACAUUGCUGGUGGCCAUUUUGGGAGGCGGAGCCCAGUUCCUCUACAGCCACAGCAGCUUCGGCCAUCCUCUCCUCCUCACAUGGGGCCAGUCUCCUGCCCUUCUCCCCCAUCUCUUCCUGAAGCAUUUCCCCACUAUCCUCAGCAGCUGACACCGCCUCGAUCGCCCAGCCCAGACCACGUUGACGAUGUCAUAGGUCAGGUCACCCAAGCGCACAGACAGAUCUUUGUCUAUGCCCAUGACAAAGUGCAUGCCAAGACAUCAGUAUGGGAUCAACAUCAUGGCAUCCAUUCAUCAUCACAUGACAACAGGGAAACGCAAGGCAAUCGAGACGUACUGCUGGUAAGAGCUCAAACGCAUUAUCUUUUGGUAUUCUACAGAUUGAUCGGUGUGUGUGUGUAUAGCUACAAGACAGUAGAUGGAUAAUUAUGUUGUUUUGCAGUGCAUACAUGAUCAGCUCUAUUGAUUGGUGGUAUAUAAGAUUGAAGUAUGUUUUGAUUUUAACGUUAUUAGAGCAUUAUGAUUGGAAAUAAUUUCAAGACAACUAAACUUGUAUUUUUGUGGUGUCUCCUGUCCAGGCUUGUCCCAUGAAUCCUCUCCCUCGAGGUGGUCCACACCGCUCCGUACAGGAGGUGUGGGAGGACUUCUCCCUCAGUUUCACUCCAGCCGUACGAGAGGUCGUGGAUUUUGCGCGUCACAUUCCUGGGUUUAGAGACCUCACUCAGCAAGACCAAGUCACUCUGCUCAAGGCUGGCACGUUCGAGGUAAACAAAAAGGCUCGUAUUGUUUAAUGUCUAUUUAACUGGACAAUUCAAUAAAGUGGGAAUCCAAAGUAAAUUUCAGAUUUAAGGACCGAGUAGCCAUACUGAGAGGAUAGCUAGCUAACUUGGAGAAUUUUUCCAGUUUGGGUAUUUUGACCUUAAAAUUCAAAAUUCACUUUGAAGUCUCAUUUUCCGUGUAAAAUCUUUUUAUUGAAAGAUUCAUAAAGUAAAUAAGCAUGAGAUAUGAUGACUUAAGUACAAGCAAAAACGGAAUUAUAUAAAUAGUAUGACUAAGUUUGUAAAAUGAGUGCAAGGAAGUUAUUUGAACUUAAUAAAAAUAAGAUUACAUUAAUAAUGUAGAUCUCAAAUUCAAGUGCUCUAAUGUAGAGCGAGAAAAAAAUUGAGGGAGGAAAGGGUGUAGUCUGAUCAAAGAUAAAAGUCUAAUCUUUAGUAUAGUAAAAUAUAAACAAAAUAAAAGUGCCCAUACAAACAUCUGGUGUGAGCCUUUAGAUCAGGCUUCCCCAAACUCUGGCCCUCCGGAUGUUGCUGAACUACAACUCCCAUGGUUCUAUGAAUGAAAUAGGCUGAGAAUCAUGGGAGUUGUAGUUCAGCAACAUCUGGAGGGCCGGAGUUUGGGGAAGCCUGCUUUAGAUUAAUUUCCUAUUUGGGUGUCAGGUUACGGAGAUCGAUUCAGGUUCAAGGGGAGUGUAUAUUGACACAGUUGAGAGCCACUAAAUACAAUAUUGCACUGGGUGAACCAGAGAGGUUCUCUGUGCAGGUAUGCUGAAUUGCAGAAAAGGCUCCUAUCCAAAAAUUCUUUAUGUGAGGACAAUGUCACCAAAUAUGGAGAAAUGUCCACCUGUGAGAGUGGCACCUCCAGCACCUAAAUGUCUAAAAGAUGCUUUGAAUUUCUGGGUGGCAGCAUUAUAAUGGAGCAGGGGUGCCCAAAAUGUAGAUCCCCCAGAUGUUUUAAAACUACUUCUAUGAUGCAUUGUCAUUCUAAAGACAUGCAAAGCAUCAUGGGAGUUUUAGUUCUGCAGUAUCUGGGGAUCUUAUUUUUUGGGCACCCCUGUAAUUGAGGGUGUCCAGAGCGAAGAAGCACCUAAAGUGAUAAAUUGGGGCAUAACCUUGUGACCUUUCCAACUGUAUAAUUUAUAUUAUUAAUGUUCUCCAGUACCUCAUUCUAACAUCUCUUAUCAUGUUCUUCUAUUUCUCUGUUACAGGUCCUAAUGGUACGCUUUGCCUGUUUAUUUGAUGUGAGAGAGCGCUCUUUACGGUUUCUAAGUGGAGCCACAUACUCCUUACCUGAGCUCCAAGCAAUGGGUAUGGGCGAACUUCUCAACUCAAUGUUUGACUUCAGUGAAAAAUUGGCCUCUCUAAACCUGAGCCCAGAGGAGCUGGGGAUCUUUACCGCAUUAGUCCUUGUUUCUGCAGGUGUGUACUUACAAAGGACCAUCUCUGUGUAGGGAGAAGAAUUUGAUCACUUGAUAUAGGUUGUUAAGAGUUUUGCUCUUCAAGGUCGAUCGUUAAUUCUCCUUGCUCACCAUGUAGAUGUUACAGUUUAUUUCUAACAAGUAUCUUAACAAUUCUCCUUUCUGCACUACAGAUCGCACUGGAAUGGAGAAUGCUUCUCUAGUUGAGCAGCUGCAAGAGACUUUGAUUCGGGCCCUGCGUUCUCUUAUCCUGAAGAACACGCCAAACGAUACUUCCCGUUUUACCAAACUCUUAUUGCGCCUUCCAGACCUACGAACCCUGAACAGCUUACACUCUGAAAAGCUGCUCUCAUUUCGCGUUGACACACACUGA
Molecule: messenger RNA, 7884 nt
Organism: Pelobates cultripes (western spadefoot toad)
Lineage: Eukaryota; Metazoa; Chordata; Amphibia; Anura; Pelobatidae
Source: the annotation of a GenBank genome assembly